AUGCAAUCCGCAUGUCUUGGUCAAAUCAACAAUCGACUGUUUUCAGUCAAUUAUAAUAAAAAGGACGAUACUACUAAUCCAACAACUACCGUACAAUCCUAUGACAUUGCAGACACUUCCAAUCCAGCACAAUCCACAAACACGGUCAAUUUGCUGACUACCGCUAAUGACGAGAUUUAUGAACCUGUUUGUGCUUUUGAUCCCUCAAGAUCUGAAUUCUAUGUACUAGGAAAAAACGCAGACAAAGUUUCUCAGGUCGUAAAUGUUUUUAAUGUGGCUGCAGAUGGUCUGUCUCUUGGAUACUCUUGGCAAAUCCGUCUUGGGAAUACAAUCAAAGACAAGAUUGUAUCUGUAGUUCCUUUUGAUUUCCAAGAUGCAUCACAAUGCGUUGCGCUCCUGGACAUCAAUGGAUCCAUCUAUUCGACCUGUCGAAACCUCAAUGGACUUGUCUCUCGAUUUCCUUAUCAAAGUAUCGGCAGUUCAAUCGACACCACAAGACUUGCCCGGAUUUCCAAUCAAGGUGGAACUGCUGGAUACAACAUAUUGCAGUUUGGAUACACUGCCUCGACUAUAAUCGAAUUCAACACUAGCAAUGCACGCAGCAACACCACCUCGUCUAUUGCUGUUAGCUACCAUAAACUUGCAACCGAUCUAUCGAAUCCUGUUCAAGCCUACGAAAUAACCAAAGAUUCUCGAAACCUUCUCAUAUUGUCUAAAAACAGCAUUGAACUCUUUUAUGUUAAUGUUCCCGUUGGACAAGCCACUCAACUGGUAUCUGCUAAUCCAGAUGCCCAACCUACUAUCUUUGGCAGUCCCGUUGGUGUCCCAACCCAAUUACCAAAUGUAACAACUAUUUCUAGUCUCUCUGACAGGAAAACCCGGACUCCAACUCCAACUUCUAAAAAACCCAGCAAUAGUGUCAACAAUGAGACGGAAGAAUACACCGAUCGUCCUGAGCCAACAAUAAUAUCACUAUUAACAUCUCUGGCUUCGCAGGAAAAACGAAAGAUUAAAAGAAGAGCAAAGAGAGACGUUACACCUGCACCACAGGCGAGCGCUAGCUCUGAUCCGAGUAAUCUGGUUCCUAAUCGAGUCGGCUUACCGUCUUCAUUAAACGAUUGGAACAGUAUCUCAAUCUUUCGCUCUAUUCCUGGAGUUGAUGACAACAGUGGCACUUUGCUGAUCGGUGGCUACAAUGGAGAGGGCCAGUUCAGUGUCUUGUCCGAGGCGAUAGGAAGUCUGGAGUAUCCAUACAGUCCACCGGGAUCCGCAGGUUCUAACGGACCCACAGGCCCGUCAUCCAAGGCAGGUCCGAUUGCCGGUGGUGUGGUUGGUGGUGUACUAGCCUUGGCGCUCCUGAUUUUUCUGUUUAUGUGGUGCCGCCGAAAGAACAGAAGAAGAAAGCACUCUACAGUUUCCACUCGCAGUCCUGUCAUGGAGGAACUACCCACCACGUUGUUCCACAACAAGACAAAAUACAACGAAGACCGAAGCCUCUACAUCCGAAUGGAUAUACCUUAUGGUAUGCUCGAGCGCUAUGAGCCAGACGCCCUUAAUGGUGCUUCGAUUCUGGACCCCUAUGUUCUCUCGAAUGAUACUUUUGACGGCAGCAUCAACGAAAACCGAAUUCCAAACUAUGCAACUCGAACCUGUAUGGACAGCAAGAACGGUACGAGAGAGCACCCGAAGCUCUACACAAUCCAUUACUUUACGACUGCCAAUUAUAGUGCGUUUGUGCAGUCUAUUCGUGUGGCCAAAGCCUUGGCUAGUUCCCCACAUGCUGUCAAACAUAUCAUAGCCUUUGACAUUCAGACUCCUACAGCGAAUUACGGUUACAGAUACUAUUGGGUGUCCUCCCUUUGUACAGCAAGCCAGACUCUUCUUCGAAUGCUCACCCAUGAUCCCAACCGAGACAGUUUCUAUGAAGAUUUCGUUUCAGACUUUGAUUUCAAGACCUGGUCAACUCUGUCUAUCCUGAGUGCCUUGGCUGACAUGCACACGCACCGCUACGUCCAUCUUGGUUUGAGUCUGGAAAGCUUUGUUUAUCAGGCAGCUGAUUCGAUUACUGACUGGAGGGUCUGCUGCUUUGAUCAGAGUCUCGAGGCCGGGACAUACAAUUCGACUGGCGUUGUGCUUAACUCGAUGAGUGCACCCGAACUGUUCAAGAAUGCGAUCUUGCGAGAAAAUGGACACUACAAAGUCAGUAGAUUACAGGCCAAUCCGGCUGUCGAUCUCUGGUCCGUGGGCUGUAUUAUCUACCAGCUAGCAGCCAGACGUCCGCUCUUCAAAGACAGUACCGAGGCCAACAAGAUCUUGCAACAGGACGAAGAGCAGAUCAAUGCAUGGCUGACAAAGGCAUUUUUGCAUAUAUCGUCAUCAUCUCAUACCGAUGGCAAAAGACUAGCAGACGCUUUUGUACCCCUCUUAGUACGCUUGUUGGUAGUUGACCCGGCGCACAGAGUAAGCGCCAGAGAAAUUUCAGAAUCUUGGAGAGAGGAAUACCAGCUUAAUGAAGACCAUGAUUCUGAGUAAAACACACACACACGCAGAAGUACAUCAAAUAUGUAUAUAUAUAUAUAUAUAUAUUAUCUGUAGCUUGAUUUUUUUGUAUAAUUGGUAUUCUUGUUACCCUUGCCUUUGCUGUUACUGCUUUUAUCACUAUUAAUACUACUAUUAAAAAAGGAAUAAUUAAGAAGACGAAGGAAGACCAAAAGUAUUGCUGUAAAAUAUAAUAAUAAUAAUAAAUCCCAUCAAGACCGUG
Molecule: messenger RNA, 2761 nt
Organism: Phycomyces blakesleeanus NRRL 1555(-)
Lineage: Eukaryota; Fungi; Mucoromycota; Mucoromycetes; Mucorales; Phycomycetaceae
Exons: 3
Coding region: 1-2532 (843 amino acids)
Biological process (GO): protein phosphorylation; mitotic DNA damage checkpoint signaling
Cellular component (GO): nucleus
Molecular function (GO): ATP binding; protein serine/threonine kinase activity
Source: RefSeq, a predicted model, not a curated record